GGAGAAAGAGAGAGCACAUCUUAUGGUAGGGGCAUCAGAUCAGCUCAGAUCAGAUCGUCCUCUUAGGAGGUGCCAACGAUGACGUCUCUAUCUCUAGUCAUCUUGUAAGUUCGCCGCAGAAAGCGAGAGCGCAUCUUAUGGUACGAGCAUCAAUUCAGUUCGGUUCAGAUCAUCUUAGGAGGUACCAACGAUGAUGUUUCUCUAGUCAUCUCUAUCUAGAACUUGUGCCGAACCCGGGCAGCCAGCUUACGACACCGCUAACCACUACUCCAAACGGUCCAGGACCCCUUUGACUUGGUCAGUUAGCGGCACUUGAACCCUACGUACUGUUACACCAGAUCUAGACUUUGGCAGAUACAGACAUGGAAGACUUUAACGUGACGUUUGAGAACUUUACGGACUCAGAGAUGGUGAACGGGACGGCGUCCGUAGCGAACGGGACGAGUGACGAGAUCCCGCCGCCCUACACCUCGGCAGCCACCGCGGCCAUCGCCGUGUGCGGCGGGGCAGUCACCCUGUUCAUCGUGCUGGGGAACACGCUGGUGUGCGUGGUCAUCGUCGGGACCAAGGCCAUGAAGGGCGUACAGAACCUGUUCCUGGUGUCGCUGGCCUGUAGUGACGUCACAGUGGGAACCCUGGUCAUGCCGUUCAAACUGGCCAAUGAGCUGAUGGGUUACUGGUACUUCGGCCAGACCUGGUGUGACAUCUACCUGGCUCUAGACGUCUUCGCCUGCACAGCGAGUAUCUUUAACCUGUGCGCCAUCAGUAUUGACCGCUACUGGGCCAUCACCAAACCCAUCAAGUACCUGAGCAUGCGGACCCGGCGCCGGGUGGGCAUCAUGAUCGCCAUCGUGUGGCUGUCCUCAGCACUGGUGUGCCUCCCGCCGCUGUUCGGCUGGAAGAGCGGGGAGGUCCCGACGGACAAGCAAACCAGCGAUGAGGCACCAGGGUGCCAACUGAACAGCUCCCCGGGAUACGUGGUGUUCUCGUCGGUGUCGUCCUUCUGGAUUCCGCUAGUGGUCCUCAUGUUCGUCUACACCAGCAUCAUCCGCGCCAUCAGGAAGAGAUUCAAAACCCGCAACAAAAACGCCGUUGGUUGCCAUGGAGCCCCGAGCGUGACCCAAGCGGACGGAACCGGUUCGGGACCAUCGAAUGUGCUGAAGAGACAUCACAUGACUGACAGCGAGUUCGAAUUCGAAGACUCCAUGACGUCAAAUCCCAACAAGGUAUGCUUCUCCAGUGACCUCAGCGACACUCUGUCUCACCAGGACAAAGCCUUGCCAAUCCUGGAGCCCUUAAAACCCCUUUACGAGCCUCGGAAGUCCAACGCCUUUCUACCCAGGGGACCUUACUUCGACGGCAAGAUGGUUGUCCUGCCCGUGAUGACCAGACCAGCUACUGACAAAGUUAUGGUGACGAACAGUUCAAGACCCAUCGGCAGUAUAGCCGAGGCCUGGCUCCCCGAGGUGGAAGAAGUAACACCCGUCAAGCCCAUGGGCAACCCCGACCACCAGCCCGUCAACCAAGAAGCCAGACUGGAGCCUGCCCCAGAAACCAGCCGGGUCAAGUCGGCGAUCUUCAGCGCCUUGCGCUCGAGGGAAGCCACGCUCGAGAGCGAGGAGCAGAAGCUGGACAAAAGCUCGCGGAUGCACAGAAGGAAGGCCCGGGAGAAGCUGCGAGCCGCGCAGCUUAAAGAGAGGAAGUCCCUGUCGAUCAUCUUCUGCGUCGUGGCCAUCUUCAUCUUCUGCUGGCUGCCGUUCUUCGUCUGCUACCUGGUGGUGACGCUGUGUGAGACGUGCUGGGUGCCGCCGCCGUUCUUCAUGUUCGUGGAGUGGCUGGGGUACGGCAACAGCGCUCUCAACCCUGUCAUAUACGCUCUCUUCAACAAAGACUUCCGCGACGGCAUCAAGAUGCUAUUCCGCCGAAGUAACCAUGUCGUGCCAUGA
Messenger RNA from Branchiostoma belcheri (Belcher's lancelet), 1946 nucleotides. RefSeq names its product alpha-2C adrenergic receptor-like. NCBI's taxonomy places the organism in Eukaryota, Metazoa, Chordata, Leptocardii, Amphioxiformes, Branchiostomatidae. The transcript has 7 exons. The record is from RefSeq and is a predicted model, not a curated record. Gene Ontology annotation, biological process: adenylate cyclase-activating adrenergic receptor signaling pathway. The coding region runs from base 363 to 1946 and encodes 527 amino acids. Gene Ontology annotation, cellular component: membrane. Gene Ontology annotation, molecular function: G protein-coupled receptor activity.